This is a messenger RNA of Arachis ipaensis, 459 nucleotides long. NCBI's taxonomy places the organism in Eukaryota, Viridiplantae, Streptophyta, Magnoliopsida, Fabales, Fabaceae. The record is from RefSeq and is a predicted model, not a curated record.
AUGGCUCCCAAAUACACACUUGCAGUGUUGCUACUUGCAUUGGUGUUUGCAGCAGUCUCCAUUGCUGAUGAAUACCCUAAACCUAUUCACGACAAGCCUCCAUUCCAAAAGCCACCCUAUGAGAAGCCUCCAUACCAUAAGCCACCAUUCGAGAAACCACCACACGACAAGCCACCCUAUGAGAAGCCACCACAUGAGAAGCCACCAUAUGAAAAACCACCACACGAGAAGCCACCAUAUGGAAAGCCACCCCAUCAGGAGGAGCAAGUAGAGAAGGUUGAGGUUAAUGGCUACUACAAGCCACCACAACACCAUGAGCCUCGUCCUUACAAGCCACCGUAUGGAGGUGGUGGACACGGCGGUCACCACCCUCCGGCGGAGAAUGAGGAGACUGACGGUUACUACAAACCACAUCCACACCCACCUCAUCACGGCCACUGGCCUCCAACUGCCAACUAA